AUGGAGACGUCUGGAAACACCGACCUUUUUCGACACAUUUCGUUGCAAAUUAGGGCCCUUAAAUUGACCGGGUUCUACUUUUUCACGUCGCAUAACCCAAAGUCGUAUAUAUUUUGGUUUAUUUUGCUCAGUCGUAUUGUUUUUGGUGUUUUCGUUUUUGUAUUACCGAUAACAGGUCAGUUCUUGUACUUUGUCAGAUUGAUCAUGUCUGAAAAUGCCGAGGUACAAGAAGCGGCUGGCAUAAUAAACUUGGUACUGACGGAACUGUUAAUUUCUUUGAUAUUACUGGAUUUGAGCUACCGGCGCAAUUUAUUAUUGGAAUUGAAGAAGCAAAUGCAAAGAAAAGAAUUCCUGCACUUUUCACUUCCUGAAAAAAGAAUUGUUGAGCGAAGCGUCAAACUGUCCAAGAAGCUUUUCUUUUCGAUUUUUGCAAGUGCAGGUGUUGAUAUUGCAGUUCAUAUAAUAGUGGUACCGGGAAUAAAAAAAUUUCAAGCGUUGCCUGUAAAAAUGGAUUUCAUAUUUUUCGAUGCUAACGGGCGGUACUUCAAUUUCCUAUGCGUCUAUCAGAUUCUCUACAAACCCGUAAUACUUCUUGUUUUGUCGUCCCUGCAAACUAUGAGAUGGGCAUUCAUGCUAUGCACAAUCAGCCAAUUGGACGUUUUAAUUUAUAACUUCGAGAACAUGAAAGAGCUCGUUAAGGCACGGAAUUACGAGAUAAAUGAAGCCUUUAAGGAUGAAUUUAAAAAGAACAUCGUUCAUCAUUGUGCCAUUAUAAAAUUUGUUGAUACAAUUGCAAGAACUUUUGGAGGCCAAUUUCUACUGUUCUUUUUGAUAAAUACGAUUAUUAUUUGCACGACUGCAGUGCAAUUUUUUUCGGGAUCCUGCCUGUCGACAAUUGUUUAUUGUUUCCCUUGGAUCUAUUUAGCCCAAGAUAUGAAGAAGAACAUUAUCAUAUUCAUUGUAAGAAACCAACAAGAUCUUGUUAUAAACGCUUCUAAACUAUUACCUAUAUCUAUGGCGACAUUUGGAAAGGUUAUGAAUUGGACUUACAAAGGCUUUGCUGUUUUGAAUCAAAUGAAAAAAUAA
Molecule: messenger RNA, 1086 nt
Organism: Pararge aegeria (speckled wood butterfly)
Lineage: Eukaryota; Metazoa; Arthropoda; Insecta; Lepidoptera; Nymphalidae
Exons: 8
Coding region: 1-1086 (361 amino acids)
Biological process (GO): sensory perception of smell; detection of chemical stimulus involved in sensory perception of smell
Cellular component (GO): plasma membrane
Molecular function (GO): olfactory receptor activity; odorant binding
Source: RefSeq, a predicted model, not a curated record